AUGCCAGCCUUCGAACACUUUAGCAAUCACCUUCCAGCGACAGAAGACGAUAUUGAUUUCACAGAUAUCGAGGAAAAAUAUCAAGUUCCUUUCGAAGAGGGCUUUGAUACGAUCAUUGUUGUUGAUAAUGUACCAAUUGUUGAUGAGAGUAAAAAAGAUAAAUUAUUGAAAUUCAUAAAAAAAAUUUUCAAAAAUGCUGGGGACAUUAAAGAAUCAGGCAUUAACAUGCCAAUGGAAGUUAAUCCAGAAACUGGAGAUAUGACUUCGAAAGGGUAUCUUUUUCUCGAAUUUGAGACGGCUGAUCAAGCAAUUAUGGCAAUAAAACAAUAUGAUGGUUACCCAAUGGAUAAAACUCAUUAUCUCGCAGUAAAUAGGUUUACAGAUAUCGAAAAAUAUUCACAAAUCGAAGAGGAAUAUAAAGAGCCCGAAGAAGAAAAUUUCGUAGAAAAGGAACAUUUAAGAAGCUGGCUUACUGAUCCUCAAGCUCGCGAUCAGUUUGUUCUUUACCGCGGUGAUGAUGUGGUCAUAUUUUGGAAUAAAAAGUUAGAGCCACCAGAAGAAGUUCAUAAAAGAAAUAAUUGGACUGAAACAUACGUUCAGUGGUCCCCUUUAGGAACUUAUCUUGCAACAUUUCAUCGUCAAGGAAUCGCUUUAUGGGGUGGUCCCAGUUGGAAUAAAAUUAUUCGAUUUGUUCAUCCUGGUGUAAAGUUAAUAGACUUUUCGCCUAAUGAAAAAUAUCUUGUUACAUGGAGUAAUGAACCAAUAACAUUAGGACCUAAUGGUGGAGCCGGCACACCUUUUGGUCCAGAUGAUGAAGGAAAUCAAAUUAUUAUAUGGGAUGUUCAUGCUGGGGCUCUUCUUCGAUCAUUUCCUACAUCAACAAAUGCAGAUGGAGCUCCUAAUAAAAUUACUUGGCCUAUGUUUAAAUGGUCACCAUCUGAUAAGUAUUUUGCACGAAUAACACCUGGUCAACAAAUCUCUGUUUAUGAAACACCAGGAAUGGGUUUAGUUGGAAAAAAAAGUAUUAAGAUAGAAGGCGUGAAGGAUUUCGAGUGGGCUCCAAUAUCAGAUAAACAGAACCAAGAUAAAAAGCAAAAAGAAGAAUUACUUAGUUAUUGGACUCCCGAGAUUGGUAAUCAACCCGCUCGUGUGACUUUAUUGAAUAUACCGUCGAAAGAAAUUGUACGAACAAGAAAUUUAGUCAAUGUGUCAGAUUGCAAAAUGCAUUGGCAAUCUAAUGGUGACUUUUUAUGCGUUAAAGUUGGUCGGCAUACAAAAACCAAAAAGUCCACUUUUACAAAUCUUGAAAUUUUUAGAGUUCGAGAGAAAGACAUCCCAGUCGAAGUUAUCGAAGUUAAAGAUAUGGUGAUUGCUUUUUCAUGGGAACCUAAGGGGGAACGAUUUAUUAUUAUAACUACAAACGAUCCCAAUUAUGGACAACCCGCACAAGCCGGAUUCACUCUAAGAACCAACGUUUCAUUUUACUAUCUUGAAAAACCAAAACCUGGGAAAGGUGGUGACACGGUUGGAACCGCUAAUUUCAAACUUAUUAAAACACUUGAAAAAAAGACAUCCGAUGCUAUAUAUUGGUCGCCACAGGGUCGCCAUGUAAUUGUGGCAACUCUUCGUUCAUCUACAGUUUUUGACUUGGAAUUUUGGGAUUUAGAUUUUGAAGGAGUUUCUGAACAGAAAGAAUUUACAAAAGCUGAUCCCGCCGCCUCUCUACAACUUAUGAGUACUCAAGAACAUUAUGGUAUUACCGAUAUUGAAUGGGAUCCUACAGGCCGUUAUGUUAUUUCUAGUUCAAGUGUGUGGAGAAAUCCUAUGAUGGAAAAUGGAUAUACCCUUUGGGAUUUCAAGGGUUUACAAUUACAAAAACAUUUGAUGGACAAAUUUAAGCAAUUAUUAUGGAGACCUCGUCCAAAAAGUUUAUUGACAAGUGAGCAAAAGAAAAAAAUCAGGAAAAACCUCCGAGAAUAUUCUAAACAAUUUGACGAAGAAGAUUCUAUCGCGCUAACAUCAGUAUCUAAAGAAUUACUUGCACAUCGUCGUCGUCUUAUUGAUGAAUGGAAUGCAUGGCGCAAAAGAGUUGAAAAAGAACUUGCUGAGGAAAGAGAAAGAGCUGGUCUUCCACCAAUUCAAAAAAGGGAUACUGAAAAUAUGGAAAUUAUUGAAGAAUGGAUCGAGGAAGUUGUGGAAGAAACAGAAGAGAUUAUUGAAGACUAA
Molecule: messenger RNA, 2226 nt
Organism: Diversispora eburnea
Lineage: Eukaryota; Fungi; Glomeromycota; Glomeromycetes; Diversisporales; Diversisporaceae
Source: the annotation of a GenBank genome assembly